GCCUGGCUUAAGCUUGUUCGUCGUUCACCCUUUCUCUAUUGUCCGUUUUUGAGUUAAGAAAUAUGUUUCUUUACUUAGAAUAAAUAUUCUCCAAGAAAAGUGCUGGUUGUGCGUCCAUAUGAAGGAAACACUGAUGAUGUAGACAAGACGACGGAUGGGAUUAAUGAGCAGACUGAGAACAUGAAGCAGGUUCAGGAAGCUUUGCCAAACCCCAUUAAAGCAGCUCCCGACUUUGAUGAGGACGAAUUGGAAUCUGAACUCGAGGAGUUGGAAGGAGCUGCGUUGGAGGAAUAACUUCUACAACCUGCAACCCAAACUCAGGUUCAAAUCAAGGUUAAUGGUGAAUUUGUCAGAUGCUCAAAACAGAGAAAAAAUUCUCAAAGUUAUAUUGGAAAAAGAAGAUAUGGCAGUUGAUGUGAAUUUGGAUGUUCUUGCAAAAAUGACAAAUGGAUAUUCAGGAAGCGACUUAAAGGUUUGUUCUAUAAACAUUGUUGUCUUAGUUCCUCAUGUACUCUUCUCUCGUGCCAAGUCUUCAAUGUUGUAAGUUUUGCAAGUUACAAUGUAGGAAGUUUCUGUGAACUCAGCAAGUUUUUUAACUUAGAAUUUGAUACUUACAAGAAUUUGGUACUUAGAAGAAUUUAUGUUCUUCUUUGAUUGAAAGUUAUAUGAAUUGAAUG
Messenger RNA from Papaver somniferum (opium poppy), 677 nucleotides. RefSeq names its product ATPase family AAA domain-containing protein 1-A-like. The record is from RefSeq and is a predicted model, not a curated record. NCBI's taxonomy places the organism in Eukaryota, Viridiplantae, Streptophyta, Magnoliopsida, Ranunculales, Papaveraceae. Bases 236 to 544 code for a protein of 102 amino acids. Gene Ontology annotation, cellular component: mitochondrial outer membrane. The transcript is spliced from 4 exons.